This is a messenger RNA of Gambusia affinis (western mosquitofish), 2557 nucleotides long. RefSeq names its product syntaxin binding protein 4 (gene stxbp4). The coding region runs from base 53 to 1810 and encodes 585 amino acids. The record is from RefSeq and is a predicted model, not a curated record. Gene Ontology annotation, cellular component: cytoplasmic vesicle. Gene Ontology annotation, biological process: insulin receptor signaling pathway; regulation of insulin secretion involved in cellular response to glucose stimulus. Lineage: Eukaryota; Metazoa; Chordata; Actinopteri; Cyprinodontiformes; Poeciliidae. The transcript has 17 exons. Gene Ontology annotation, molecular function: syntaxin binding.
AUUUUUUUUAUGUGCGCGGACAUAUUUUCGGUCUCUCACACUUCGGGGCGCGAUGCCAUUCCUCCCGCAGGAACCUGAACGCCUCGAUGGGUUGUCUCUACUUUACUGGACGAUCAUGGGCCCCCAUGGCAUCAACCGAGCUGUCCAGAGGCUGGAGUUCUCCGACUGCAAGAAAGGACUCGGGGUGAAAAUAAUCGGAGGCUACAGGGAGUUGACAGGUGAAGACUUCGGGAUCUACAUCAAGCGUGUGAUCGCUGGCGGCCUGGCUGCUCUGGACGGUCGGCUUAAGUCAGGUGACCUGAUUCUGGAUGUCAAUAACAUCAGCCUGAUUGGAGUGACCAAUGAGAGGGCGGUGGAGAUUCUGAGGAGCGCCUCGCUCUCCAAUCACAUGUCGCUGCUUGUCGCUAGAGACGACGAAUCCAGGAGGGAGUUUGCUGAGCUGAUGGAGAAGUACGGCUCCAAUAACGUCACGGCGUCGGGAAGAAUCUCUCCAACGCAGCUGUCUACAGGGAAGCUGACGGACACGGCGUCCUCCUCCUCGUCCUCCCGGUCGGAGAGCCCACAGCUGCUCAGUCCUAAAGAAGGAAUCACCGCCUACAGCCACGCUCCGCAGUACACCACCAUCCCGGCCUACACCGUGCACACUCCGGCACACGCCUUCAGUGACAGCGUCAUUCAGUUGAUAUGUGUCGCCAAGGGAACAGGACUGGGACUCGUCGUCAAGGGAGGGGCCAACCGAGCUGAGGGACCAAUGGUGUUCAUUCAAGAAAUAGUGCCUGGAGGAGACUGCCAGAAGGAUGGCCGGUUGCAGGUGGGUGACCAGCUGGUGUCCAUCAACAAGGAGUCUCUGAUCGGGGUGACGAACGAGGAGGCCCGAAGCAUCCUGACGCGCACCAAACUCAGACCGGACCCCACGGUAGAGAUCGCUUUCAUCAGGCGGAGGUCGUCGUCCAGCUCCAGCAGCGGCUCCCACAGCCCCGUCUGUCUGCAGGGGUGUGGCGUCGGAGCCGGACCCCAGACGAAGGCCCUCGGCCCGCAGCAAACCAUGGUGACCAAGAUCACUUCCAGCAGGAACCCUGCCUGUGAGACGCUGCCGCCGGUCAACGUCACGCAGGUGCGAGUCUCUCCAGGCAGAACGGAGCAGACGGGAAUCUCCUCAGUGCCGCGGAGCGACAGCAGCAACGACACAAACCCUGAUUCUGGGAGCAGUCAGCCGCCUCAGAGGAAAUGUUCCCUCAGUUCCAGCUGUCGAUUCAAACUGGAACGACUGGAGCAGGCGCUGGAUCUAAUCGGUCUGAAGCCCACAGAUGCUCAGCGGCAGGCUCUUAGGUCCAGACUACGAGCCGAUCCGACUGGAACAGUGGCCUUCACAGACUUCGAGAGCUUGAUUCGGGAACUGUUCAAGCCUCAGCUGGAGGAACUGUUCGGCACCCAGUCCAGCUCCAGGUUCACGUCAGACGACUUCUCCAGCCUGCUGGAGUCUCCCACCAACCCACCGCCGUCGCUGUCAGACUCGGAUGACCUGGAGGAGAUGGAGAAGUUGAGGAAGGAGCACAUUGAGGCGCUGAAGGAGAUCAAGACACUGCAGGAGCAGCUUGUCGAGUCUCAGAGAGUUCACCAUGAGCUGGAGGACGAGCUCAACAAGGUCAAGCAGCUGGAGGUCAGCCCUCACGGGCCCUCGAGGCCACAGCUGGAGGCACAAACCGUCACAGUGGGUUCCUGCAGUUACCCUAACAACCCCCUUACACCUCAAGUGCAUUCUGAAUGGAUGCUCUGCACAACGAACCCAGCUGAAAGAGUCGAAUUUUAGCACCAACAGAGUCUGUGUGUUCCAGCAGACGGCUUGUGUUGAAACCGAAUAUUCAGCGCCAACAAGCUGAAGCAAAUUCACAGAUAGACCACAGAGAGGGCAAAUUGAUGAGAAAAUAAAUGAAUAAAUAAAGUUAAUAUCUCGUGAGAAUAGGAGAGUUAAACAGAAUCGAUGCCUGCAGAUUUGUGAUAGAACAAUUUCCGUGUGGUCGGCCUUAAAGUGAUUGUUGAAUUAAACCAUGGUUGAAACUUUCCUCUCUGACUCAGUUGUGAUUUUUAGAAAACCUUGAUGACUCAUAGUAAAAGCCCCUGUGUUCUGCAGUCCAAAAGUCUUAAAUGUCUUCCAUGCAGUCAUUUUUGUAAUAAGAAAUAUGACUUCUUGUUUCAUACUGUUGUACAGAGGAAACAGUAAACAACAUUCUGGCAAACAUGGUUGCGGUAUUAUGCCUUGGCUGUCUAAAGGACCUUUUUUUUUUGAACCGCUUGAAAGCAACACAAAAUCAUUUAUCAUUCAAGUUAAUGCACACAAUGCUCCACAGCGACAUCUGCUGGGAGCAGCUCCUAAUUGGAUCUAAAUUCAAAACAUGCAUUUGACGAAACAGCGUGAUGACAAGCAGUCAUCACGCUGUUUUUUUUUCUUAUCUUAGGCUUCCUGAGAGUCGUUUUCAGGCCUGAGUCGUGAUCCAGAUUAAAAUUCUUUAAAAAUCUUUUGGGAUUCAGAAACUCCCCAGACCCGAGGUGUCCUCAC